ACCUGCUCUGCCAUCAAUUUCAAAUUUCAAAUCCCAAAUCCCAGUCCUUACAAAUUAAUCUUGAAAGCAGAUUAAAAUACAUUUUUCGGAAGUUUAAUUUUGGGGAGAUUAUUAUGAAUUGGAUACAAUUGCAUGCAUUUCUCCUUCUGCUACUGUUCAACAAUGGAACAUCACAGUCCAUUAUCGGCGCCCUUCCGGGUUAUUCGGGUACUCUGCCCAUCAAACUAGAAACCGGAUAUAUAGCUGUGGGAGAAAAUGAUGAAAGGCAACUAUUCUACUAUUUCGUUGAAUCCGAAGACAAUCCUAAUGUGGAUCCUCUUUUGUUUUGGAUUACUGGUGGACCCGGUUGCUCUGGGUUAUCCAGCCUUGUUUAUGAAAUAGGUCCCUUAGCUUUUGAUAUUGCAGAUUUUGAUGGAAGCUUACCAUCUAUUCUACGAAAUCCAUAUUCAUGGACCAAGGUUGCCAAUAUUAUAUUCAUAGAUUGGCCUGUUGGUAGCGGAUUUUCGUAUGCCAACACUGCACAAGGUUAUUCUUCCUCGGACUCCAAAUCUUCAAAAGAUAAUUACACAUUUCUUAGGAAGUGGUUAUUGAAACACCCAAGGUUUAUCAAAAAUCGUCUAUAUGUUGGGGGUGAAUCUUAUGGAGGGAAACUUGUUCCCAUGAUUGCGAUGGAAAUAUUACUAGGAAAUAAAGCAGGACUUGAGCCACAAAUGUCCUUCCAAGGAUACAUCAUCGGCAGUGGACUAACAGAUCCAAACAUUGAUUUUAAUGAACGAAUUCCAUAUGCUCACCGCAUGGCACUUAUAUCAGAUGAAUAUUUUGAGUCAGCAAAAGUUAGUUGUGAUGGAAAAUAUUACAAUCCUGAUCCAAAUAAUUUGCGAUGUCUUAAUGCCCUUCAAUCGAUCCAAGAGCCUCAAAAUUAUCUAACAUCUUAUGUUUGGGCAAAUGAUCCGACUGUCCAAGUUGCUCUUCAUACUAGAAAGGGAACGGUAACAGACUGGACGAGAUGCAACCACAGCUUAUAUUAUGAAGAAGAUGUAGAAAGUGUUCUUCAAUAUUAUAAACUUUUCAGCAACAAAGCAUUCGAAGUUUUAAUAUAUAAUGGAGAUCAUGACAUGGUUGCACCUUAUAUGGGUCCUUUAAAAUGGAUUCGUAGUCUCAAUAUGACUGUUUUUGAAGAUUGGAGACCUUGGCAAGUUGAUGGCCAAGUCGCAGGAUACACAGAGAAGUACAAGAAGAAUGAAUUCUUUCUAACAUUUGCUACAGUGAAGGCAAGAAAAGUUUUUCUAUGCUCUUUCUCCCAAAGAAUUAGAAAAACUACAAAUUAA
Molecule: messenger RNA, 1328 nt
Organism: Olea europaea var. sylvestris
Lineage: Eukaryota; Viridiplantae; Streptophyta; Magnoliopsida; Lamiales; Oleaceae
Product: serine carboxypeptidase-like 18
Exons: 12
Coding region: 114-1328 (404 amino acids)
Biological process (GO): proteolysis; secondary metabolic process
Molecular function (GO): serine-type carboxypeptidase activity; acyltransferase activity, transferring groups other than amino-acyl groups
Source: RefSeq, a predicted model, not a curated record